Episyrphus balteatus (marmalade hoverfly) is the source of this 1686-nucleotide messenger RNA. It is a transcript of the gene eEFSec, whose product is annotated as selenocysteine-specific elongation factor. The transcript has a single exon. Gene Ontology annotation, biological process: selenocysteine incorporation. Gene Ontology annotation, molecular function: GTP binding; translation elongation factor activity; GTPase activity. The coding region runs from base 106 to 1668 and encodes 520 amino acids. NCBI's taxonomy places the organism in Eukaryota, Metazoa, Arthropoda, Insecta, Diptera, Syrphidae. The record is from RefSeq and is a predicted model, not a curated record.
UCAGCCAUAGAUGAAUGAAAAUUUCCAAAUGUCAAAUUCAAAAUGUAAAUAAAUAAAAACUAAAAAUUAAAAAGUGCACUUAUAACAAAAAUUAAAUAAAAAAGAAUGAGUAAUUUAAAAAUCAACUUCAACAUUGGCCUCCUUGGCCAUGUAGAUUCAGGAAAAACAACUCUCGCUCGAGCCCUCAGUACCAUUUCCAGUACAGCUGCUUUCGAUAAGAAUCCCCAGUCCAAAGAACGUGGAAUAACUCUUGAUUUAGGUUUCAGUGCUUUGACCAUUGAGACACCAAAUCAUCUCCAAUCACUACCAUCAAUAACAAAGCAUAUUCAAUUCACAUUCGUAGAUUGUCCUGGACACGCAAGCCUCAUUCGCACCAUCAUUGGUGGUGCCCAAAUAAUUGAUCUAAUGAUUCUAGUAAUUGAUGCCCAAAAAGGUAUUCAAACACAAACAGCCGAAUGCAUUGUUAUUGGAGAAAUUCUACAAAAGAAAUUGAUUGUAGUCAUCAAUAAAAUCGACAUGAUUGAAGAAUCUAAAAGACAAGAUUAUCUUGAUAAAAUGAAAAUGAAAUUAAAGAAAAUUUUGUCCAGAACUAUAUUCCAAGAUGUACCAAUUUUUUGUAUUUCCGCUUUAAAUGGUAUUAAUUUGAAAGAAUUUGUAGAAGACAUUAAGACAAUUCUACACAUUCCUGAUAGAGACUAUAAGCAACCGCUUCUCAUUUACAUUGACCACUGUUUUGCCAUCAAAGGCCAAGGAACAGUUUGCACAGGAACGAUAAUUCAAGGUAAAGUUUCUAUAAACGAUACAAUAGAACUUCCUGCUAUAAAAGAACAAAGAAAAGUCAAAUCAAUUCAAAUGUUCAAAAGCCCAGUUCAGAGUGCUGGGCAAGGUGAUCGCAUUGGUCUUUGUGUGACCCAAUUUAACUCGAAUCAGAUGGAAAGAGGAAUCAUCUGUCAACCGGGUUACUUAAAAUUCAUUCAUGCAGCUGUGAUAAAGCUAAACAGAAUAGAAUAUUAUAAGUUUCCUUUAAAAUCAAAGAGUAAAUUGCAUGUUACCGUUGGUCAUGAAACUGUCAUGGCCAAAAUUAUAUUGUUUAAGGACAAUUCACUUGAUAGGCCAUUUGAUAUCACACAAGAGUAUGAAUAUGUCGAAGAACUUUUACUAGACGAAAAACUAAUCACCGAUCAUUUUGUAAUGCUUGAAUUUGAGACUCCCAUAUUGGCUAACGAUAGUAGUAUAUUAAUUGCUUCUAAGCUGGACUUGGAUGUUCAUGCGAAUACAUGCCGUUUGGCAUGUUGGGGUUCUAUUGAAUGGCUUACUCAUUCAUCUAAUUACAGUACAGAAAUUCUUCCAAAAUUUAAAAUCUAUCGGAAUAAACUUAAACAGGGUACCAUACAGAGAGUGGUUAAUGAUAAUCAGAUUAUUGUACAAAAUCUUUUCAAAAAAGAUGGUAAUCGAGAUGUUUAUGUUGGUAAGAGAAUCGAGUUGUCAACUGGAGAAUGUGGUGUCAUAGAGAGUACAUUUGGACAGACAUCUAAAGUGAAAAUAAAUUUCCCAGAAGGUCUGCGGGAAGAAACUUUGAAUCUAUUGAAAACAAAACAGAAUACCGUUAUGGUGCUUUUGAAAUUCAAAAAGUAUAUAUUUAAUAAAAAAUUGGGAAUAAUACAAUGAAGAAAUUUUUUUUUUUUU